CCCGCCCGCUCCCGCCCGCUCCGCGCCGGCCUGCGGGGCCCCAGCGCUACGCGAGCACGGGGAUCCAGUGCGGCCUGCGGGCAGCGCCGGCCGCCAUGGCCGCGGAGGUGAAGACCAAGCUGUCCAAGAACCUCCUGCGCAUGAAGUUCAUGCAAAGGGGUUUGGAUUCACAAACUAAGAAACAACUGGAAGAGGAAGAAAAGAAGAUAAUUAGUGAAGAACACUGGUAUCUGGAUUUACCAGAUCUAAAGGAGAAAGAGAGCUAUAUAAUAGAAGAGAGGAGCUUUAUGCCAUGUGAGGAUCUACUUUAUGGCAGAAUGUCCUUCAAAGGAUUCAAUCCAGAAAUUGAGAAGUUAAUGAUCCAAAUGAACUCCAAGUGUAAGGAAAAGGAAAUUGAAGUGGAUGAUAAAAUGGAGGCCGAUGUGUCAGAUGAAGAAAUGGCCAGAAGAUAUGAAACAUUAGUGGGAACAAUAGGGAAGAAGUUCAUGAGAAAAAGAGACCAGCGUGUACUCCAGGAUGAAGAUGGAGGUGAAGAUGGGAGUAGUAACAUAAGACCUAGCAAAAAAGCUAAGAAAAAGUUCUUAAAGCCUCAGGAUUAAUGUCAGUGGCACAACUAGACCUAGCAGAAAUGUUACCUACCAAAUACAGUGUCGUGGACUGCAGAAGGAAGUUUUUUCCCAUUUAAUGUAACGGAGAGAUUUGUAACUCUGAGCCUGUUCUCAGUGAAAUUUCUACCAUCCAAGUGACAAAUGUAUUUCCACGUGGAUGUGUGUAAUGGAUGUCAUACAUCCUUUCCUCUCAACAGCUUUUCAUGUGUGGGGCACUAAUCUCAUCAGUCUGUUUAAAUGUGCAUAACUAGAUGAUGUGUCACAGGCAAUCAAGAGCAACAAUAUUUACAAUUUAUGAGAACAUCUGGAAGGACUAUUUGGAAUUAAGAUGAGCUUUGUCCAAUCCAGUAAGGCAGUUCAGCUUGCACUGGUUUGUUAUUUAUAAAAAUGGCAACCUUUGUUGUCCUCAAAUUAAACAAAAAAAGGCAGAAACAUUUGGGGUUGUUUGUUUUCUUUUUACUGUGCAAAAAAAUAAGAUGGGAAAAGAACAGAGAGAUAAAAUCCAUUUUGUUGAAUUUUGGUUUUUUAUAAAGCUUAUUUGAAAACAGUGUUUUGUAAUAAAACUUUCUUUUUAUGGAGCAAGUCAAAUAUGGGGCAGCAUUUACAGUUUGACACUUGUGCAGAUUGUGAAUCUUCUGUCUUGCAGAAGAAGAUGGCUAAUCUUGCUUCUUUGUCAGCAAAAAUAAUUCAGUCUUGUAUAAAAGCGUAAUAAUGGCUUCAGAAACAUAUUCAAAGGCAGAAUAGAAACUGAUUCUUUUGUGGUUAAUUGCUGUGGUUAAGCUGAUUUAAUGUAAAAAAAACAUGCUUGAUACAAUCUGAUAAAAGAAGUGAUCCUAUUCUUUGCAGGCCACAGAUAUUCCCAGAUAUUAGCUGGCUGCACAAAAAUGUUAGGAGUUGGAAGGCACCUCAAAAAAUCAUCCAGUCUAACCCCCCUGCCAGAGCAGGAUCACCUAGAGUAGGUCACACAGGAAAGCAUCCAGGUGCUGUGAAUGUCUUCAUAGAAACAGACUCCACGACCUGUUUAGGCAGCCUGUUCCAGUGUUGUCACCCUUGCAGUGAAAAAGAUUUUCCUUAUGUUUAGCAGGCACCAAAGUCAUCUGAAGCAACAGUAGGAUGGAAACAUCUUGCUCUUUGGACAGUCAAUGCUCUGAGCCCAUUGAAAAACUUGAAUGGGGCCUCAUCUAAAGUCAUAGCAGUCCUCUGUACCCUGCCUUUCGGAAGGAAACAUCUCUUUCUAUUACUUCAUUUCCCCAGCUGGAUGUUUUAAGUUACUCUUCCUUAAUGCUGACUCUCUGGAGAAAGGAAUUUGUUAAACUGAAGCAAGUGGUGGCCAUUCUGUCAUGGGCAUCAGGCUUUUUUUUAGCUACUCGGUGAAGCAAGUCAUGAAACUCAAUUAUAUAGAGACUGUCUGCUCUGUUUUGUGUGUGAUCUAUGAACUGUACUCUAUAUAUCAAGAGCACCUCAUUAGAUAUUCAAGAUGGAUCACACAUGGAGAAAGAAACAGACUUUUAACCUAGAACAGGGACCUCAUACAGGUGGAAAAUCUGUGAUUCAUGAUCCGAGAUAGUUUUUCAGAGCUAAUUAAAUGCUACUGGUUCAAUUACUUAAAACCUGAUCAUAUAUUAUUGCUAGCUGAAAAGAAGUUAAUGAUGGCAAGACAUUUUUCUUCCCAUGGAAGAUAUGACCUGAGCUAAGAAAUGAUUUAUUGUUGGUCUUCACAAGAAAAACUCAGAAUAUAUCCCAUUAUUCUUUCUUGCUUAUUAGUAGAGAGGAAUCAUUUUCCUAUCUGAACAGCGUUCUUCAAUGGAGAGAGGAUUUCUGCAUAGCUAUGCUGGGCAGUAGAGAGGAGAAUGUUUUCUAGUGAACCACCAGGAACCAGGAGAUGUCACUAACUGCAUGCCCUGAGAGACUAGUUUGGAGAAGAUUCCAGCAGUGUCAUGUAAAGGAGCUUUUGAGUAAUUCUGGCAGUGAUCAGUGGCUUGGAUGAACUGUGUGAAGUGUUCCUUUGCCAGACAUCUAUGUAGAAACCUCUCUUUCUUUGCAGAGCUCUGUUCAGUCCAAUGGAGGAUAAUUUUGCAUAGUUAAAGGGUCUUGUUCUUAGCUGCAUGUCAUUUCCUGGGGCAUGGCUGGGAGCGCAACAUGCUGCAUGGGUAAGAGCAGGAGUAAGGUCUAACCAUCUUCCCCAAAAAUUCAUGGGGUUGAAAUUUGGGAGGGGGGAUGGGUUAUUCUGUUUCCUAAAUAAGCUGAACACCAGCUGUGGAAAAAUGGUAGAAAUGGAGUCAUUGUCUUGACAUCCAGGUACUCUGUAGUUCACAUUUGGCUGGUGGCUAGGUGAGCAAGACCAGUUAGUAACUUUUAGCACAAGUUCUUAUUCUUGGGGAGUUUGUAAAGGGCAAUAAUGUGAGCAAGGCAAAACUGAAAGCCCUCUGUGAUAUUUUUUUUUUACAUGCACUUUAGAUGCCUGGAGUUACAAGCUGAUGUUUUAUGAUGAGAGCUUCUGAAAUACCUGCCUGUAUGUCCAACCUUAUAUACAUAUAUGUAUGUAUUUUAAGUCUGGAUGCUACUCCCUAGCCAGGGUGGAAACCUUCUGCUGUAUAAAAUCUAUGCUUGAGCUACUCUUGACAGAGAUGUAAGUGUAAUGGUAAAAUAUAUAAUGUGAGGCUGCAUUAAUUCAGGCUUUCUUGACUCUGACACAGUCUCAAAUGCAAAUGGAUUUUCAUGUGCAUCUUGCUGAGCUGUAGAACUUGCCCACGUGGUCGUGUUUCUAAAUGAAAAGUAUCUCUUCCCUAAGAACAAAAGCAAGUUGGGAUAAGUUGUAAUAAGCAUUUUUGUUAAAGAAAAUGGCUGAUUGCAAAAUGUAAUUGGUAAAGAGUUACCAGACACCAGAUGUGUGCUUCUUGCACUAAGAUACCUAUUAAAGUGAACAAAGCAAA
This is a messenger RNA of Pogoniulus pusillus (Red-fronted tinkerbird), 3541 nucleotides long. RefSeq names its product M-phase phosphoprotein 6 (gene MPHOSPH6). The coding region runs from base 96 to 599 and encodes 167 amino acids. Gene Ontology annotation, biological process: maturation of 5.8S rRNA. The record is from RefSeq and is a predicted model, not a curated record. The transcript is spliced from 5 exons. NCBI's taxonomy places the organism in Eukaryota, Metazoa, Chordata, Aves, Piciformes, Lybiidae.